CAAAUGUAUUGCCAGAGGUGUUGUGCGGAUUUUGGCGCGAUGAAAAGUUUACUGAUUUCUUCAAACGAAACAUCGUCAAAGUACACAUAUUUCAAGUACGAGUACGGUGUGUAGGAAUACCCAGAAAGUGUGACUUGUUCUAACAUCAAAGCAAGAUGAACGGGGAGAUACCCAACGUUCCGAUCAUGACCCUGGCUGGGAUUGUGAGCCUCAGUGACUUGCUGCCAGACCUGCCCCUGCCAUCACCGCACCCAUCUACGAUGACGAGCAAAACGUUCUUCCACCACCCGCAGGUAAUGGAGCGAGCGCGGCAGCUCACCUCCUCCAGGGAUGGCAGCCUGGCAGUCCAAGUCUCACAGGCACUGGGACAGACCAACACCGAUCACAUUGAAAUGAAAGACGAAUCGGCCUUGGACUGUAUAGAGGGCACUGUUCCUGAACUACUCAAGGUGGUGUUAGGCAAGUCUCCAAACAUCCUUAAGCAGAACCAUCAAGCUCCCGGCCAGGAGAUGGGUAUGACGAGUCGAUAUCCAGGCUAUCAUCAGCCGAACACACCGGCGGUACCAGCAGCUCAACAAGGCCCUGGCUACAUGCCCUCGUCACCAUACACAAUGCCUAAUAACAGUCCUCGCGCUGCCCAGACAGUUCCUGCCAAGCAAUUUCCUGCUCCUUAUCCUCAGCAGCAGCAACAGCUGCUGCAGCAGCAGCAACAACAGCAGCAACAACAACAGCAGCAGCAGCAGCAGCAAUUCCCUGCUGGCAGCAAUUCAAAGUACCAGCAGCAGCAGCAGUUUCAAAACUUUUCAUCGCAAGCAACUCCGCCAAGUUCAGUAAACGGUCAGGUGGUGACGCCACCGAUGCAUCAUUCUCCUCUGCAAAGUGGGCUGUCUCCGCUGCCUGCUGCACCGCAUGCAUUCCCCGGGUCGCAGCAGCAGCCCUACCCACACUCCACGACACCCAGCAGCGUGCCGUACGCUGCCGGCUCAGCAUCCCAGAUCAACACGCAGGUUUCCAUGGGCUACAACGACAGCGGCCGACAUCAGUUAGAUGCAGGGCGGUCUCCCGCGUUAGCUCCCGUCGCACCGAGUCCCACGACGCCAGCCGUGUCCCGCAACGGCGGUCUCACGCACACGAACAGUUCGCCUGUGCAGGCGCACCAGCAGCCGCAGCAGCAGCAGCAGCAGCAGAGCCUGCAGCACGCGCGUCUUAACGACGGCGAGAAUGCGUCGUCGGUCUGUAACCGCGUCGACGGCAGCAGCGGCGUCAACUGCGCGUCGACAGCGAUUCCGCUCGACCCGCUCGUACGAGAUUUCCCGUGCACCGCCGCCGAUCAGCAUCAGCAGCAGCGACACAACCAGUCGCACAAGGACGACGUGAAGCACGGCGGCAGCCACGCUGCGGCCAUCCGCAAGCAGUCGCGCAAGAAGAAGUCCGAACUGGAGGUGCUCGCGGAGUGGUACAUCAAGGACACGACGCGGUCGAAGCGACGAACGCCGCUCGUGCCGAGCAUGGAGGAGCUCGGCGACGUCGGCGACGCCGACAUCCUCUCUGCGGACUUCACGUUCGACAAGGCGCCACCAAAGAAACGAUUGUCAGGUUCCGACUCUAUGGUUGUGAUAGAUGCCCAAGCCGAGGAGAAGAAGCGAUCUGAACCUGUUGUGAUACUGCAGCCUCUCACAGAAGAGGACAGAAUUAUUGCCGAAAAGAAUGCGUCGUUACUGACGGGCAAGCAUGUCCAUAAGCGCAGAGACUUGUAUAGUAUGCAAAGGGAGCACAGCUCACGAAUGAAGCUGGCUUACCAGGAUGACGAUGACGACGACGAGUGGGGACCCAUUGGUGUCAAGAAGAAGAAAGACAAGAACAAGAGGAAGUAUGUAGAUGAUGACUCACCGAUGGCACCGUGGGAGAAUCCAAACUUUUUCAUGUCCCUCAGUGAGAGGGUGAAGAAGAGAAAGAGGCAGCUUUCAAUGUCUAACCACGUUGACGAAGAUCAAAGCAGUGGGCAGGAUAGUCGGUCGGAAACGCCAUCCGAUCUAGCGUGGAAGAAAAAGAAGAAGAAGAAAGAUAGAAGGAGACGAGAAGAGAGCAACCUGACAGUGGAAGAGCUCAUGGAAACUGGCACCUUCCGGAAAUUCAGUGGGGCUGUAGAGACUGUGCUGGAGAGUGUGGAGGAACUGGACCUCAAUGCAGAGCAAGACGACGACGAUAGGGAGGAGUGCCCGCCCGAGGCACUGAUCUCACGGCAGACGCUACACGAUCUCGUACACGAAGCUGCCAAACUCAAAACGAUGGGCGUCCUAGACCAGAUUCCUGCCGACAAGCUGGUGAAGCUGCUGGGUGUGCUGGAGAGGAACAUCCGUGAUGCAUCGCGCCUCCUGCUGAACCUGGGAGACCAUGAUGAUGAACAGGAGGCGAUGAUGUGGCAGGAGAUUAUCAUAGACAGAGUAAUGCGCAGUCAGGACGCUGCCUUAACCGCUCUCUACAUCAUGACGUCACACAAAAUGCCUAAGCAGGUGUACAUAGAAGACGUGAUAGAGGGGUCAAUAGCUUUUGCCAAGUUCCAUCUGCAGAACACUGUAUACGGUGCAUACGACCCUGUGUACAAAGUAGCACCAGAUUCCAAAGAGGCACUCGCCACCAGCAACAAGAUGAAGCGGAGUCGAGCGCACGCGGUGACGUCGCGACCCAUCAUCACGUUGUAUAACAAGUGCGUCGACCUCGUCGGCCUGUUCGCUGACCUCGUGGAAAUGCAGACGCUCACGGACACGACCGUGUUGCAGCUGUCCUAUCUAGGAACGACGACUUUCUUCGUUGAAAAUAUCAGCGAACUGCAGCUGAACGCAUUGAGAUUAAUCACAAACAUUUUUGCCAAGUAUGAGAAGCACAGGCAAUUGAUUCUGGAGGAUUUGCUGGCAUCGUUAGCCAGAUUACCUACCAGCAAACGCAGUCUUCGUAACUACAGACUAAAUGCAGAGGAGCAGAUUCAGAUGAUGACAGCACUGGUGCUGCAGCUGAUUCAGUGCGUCAUUAAGCUGCCGCAGCAGCCACAGCAGCGUCCUUUUGAUCGCCCUAGCUCUCCAUCCAGUGAGGGCAAGGCCAGAAAGGAUAAGAAGGUUGACAAUGAUGUCCGGAUCGUCAUGUCGUACGAGAUGUCUAUGAGAACUGCGCAUAAUUUCCUUGCCGUAUUCCUAAAAAAGUGCAGUUCUAAAACAGAGGAGAUCGACUAUAGACCCAUCUUUGAGCAUUUCGUGCAAGAUCUGCUCUCAACAGUGAACAAGCCGGAGUGGCCAGCCGCUGAACUCUUACUCAGCCUGCUUGGCAAACUGUUGGUUCAGCACUUUAGCAACAAAUCGGUGGACAUGUCGCUGCGUGUGGCAUCACUAGACUACCUAGGCGUCGUAGCAGCCAGACUCAGGAAGGAUGCAGUGUCAAGUCAGCUUGACCAGACCACUGUAGAUAGAAUUACUGGCCAGGUACUUGAGGCUUCCAGCAGUGAGGAUGAGCGGCAGGCCGAGGGGGGAGAAAGAGAAGACAAGAACGAUGCUGGUGUCGUCAAGAAGGAGAAAAAGAAACCGGUUAUUGCUACAGAGGAUCAACGGCAGAUUCUACAGCAAGCCCUUCUGGACUACCUGGAGCUUAACAGCCAGAAUGACCCAACGCUAUUAUUUUCACGCCGAGCUUUUCUGCUGGCGGCAGUGGUGCGUGACAGGCCGUCGACGCUGAGCGGCAGGUGCGGACGGACCGCCGUGCAGGAACGCGCAUGCACGUCGCAGAGGGCAACCGGAGAAGAAGAGAGAAGCGGAGAGCCUCGCUCUAUCGACGAGGAGUCGACAGCAGCAGCGCAGAGUGCGCGCGAUGAACUCGACACCGAGGAUGAAGAAGCCAGAAAAAAGAACAUUCUGGAAAAGGCAGAGGCCCAGAAGAAGCUGCUGCUAGGUUUAGUCGAACUGGCUUCGCACUCAAGUAAUAGGAGGAAAGCGAAAGAUCGAUUAGACUACGAUAGUGCCUGCUUUACUACGCGGUGGCUUGGUUCCAAGCGUCCGUUCUCACAGAGUUUUGAUAUCUACUUAGCUCAGAUACUGCGAGUGCUUAGUGAAACAGCCGUAGCCGUAAGAACAAAGGCAAUGAAGUGCCUCACAGCUGUCGUCGAAGCUGAUCCAAGCAUCUUGGCACGGCCGGAGAUGCAGCGGGGAGUGCACGGCCGCUUCCUCGACCAGUCGACGUCCGUGAGAGAAGCUGCCAUCGAACUGGUCGGCAAGUUUGUGCUUAUCCGUCCUGAACUCGUAGAGCAGUACUACGACAUGCUCAUGGAGAGGAUACUGGACACCGGUGUGAGCGUGAGGAAGCGAGUCAUCAAGAUACUACGAGACAUCUGCCUCGAGAUCCCAGACUUUCCAAAGAUCUCGGACAUGUGCGUGCGCAUGAUUCGCCGCAUCAACGACGAGGAAGGCAUCAAGAAACUUGUUAAUGAAGUUUUCCAAACGAUGUGGUUCACGCCGAUCAGGGACGCGCAGGCUAGCAGACUUCUCAACAGGGUCGUCAACAUCACCGAUGUGGUAACCGCAUGCAAAGACACGGGAUAUGAGUGGUUUGAGCAGCUACUCGAAAAUGUAAGUAGUUUAUACCACAUAAGCGUAGAUGAACACUCAAUUGGAAAAUUCGACAACUUUGAAGAUCCUGGGUGUAUGGUUUCCAGCACGAUCUUAAAUGGGCCAUACACGUUCAAGAUUUGGUGGCUAGAGCCAGUGGAAGAAUGUUCAUGCUUUCCGGAGAUGCAGCGGGGAGUGCACGGCCGCUUCCUCGACCAGUCGACGUCCGUGAGAGAAGCUGCCAUCGAACUGGUCGGCAAGUUUGUGCUUAUCCGUCCUGAACUCGUAGAGCAGUACUACGACAUGCUCAUGGAGAGGAUACUGGACACCGGUGUGAGCGUGAGGAAGCGAGUCAUCAAGAUACUACGAGACAUCUGCCUCGAGAUCCCAGACUUUCCAAAGAUCUCGGACAUGUGCGUGCGCAUGAUUCGCCGCAUCAACGACGAGGAAGGCAUCAAGAAACUUGUUAAUGAAGUUUUCCAAACGAUGUGGUUCACGCCGAUCAGGGACGCGCAGGCUAGCAGACUUCUCAACAGGGUCGUCAACAUCACCGAUGUGGUAACCGCAUGCAAAGACACGGGAUAUGAGUGGUUUGAGCAGCUACUCGAAAAUCUAUUCAAGAAGGAGAAAGAUGCGAGUCAGAAACCGGUGCUUGAAGCCAGUAGGCAGAUCGUUGACUGUCUAGUCGAGAACGUUCUCAACUUAGAGGCUGGCCUCGGAGAUGCGGACGGCCGUGGGACCAGCAGUGCGCGACUCGUCUCCUGCCUGCAGACACUCUACCUGUUCAGCAAGAUCAGGCCUGAGCUGGUAGUGAAGCACGCCACACACCUUACCCCUUACCUCACCAUCAAGUGUACUACGCAGAACGACUACCUAUCUAUACACAAUGUGGCGCGCACGUUGGAGCUGGUCGUGCCGCUCAUGGACCAUCCGAGCGAGACAUUCCUGGCACAGCUGGAGGAGGACAUGAUGAAGCUAAUCCUCAAGCACGGAAUGAUGGUUCUGCAGUCCUGUGUCAGCUGUCUGGCAUCCGUCGUCAACAACGUCACCAAGAACUUCAAGCUUGUGCGAGAUUGCUUCCAGAAGUUCUUCGGCGUGUUGGCGCGGCUGAAGCAUGAGCACAUCCUAAACCCCAACAGUCAGACGAUGCUGUCCAACCGGCCAACGCUGAUGCGCUCACUCUUCACUGUCGGACUCUUCUGCCAGCACUUCGACUUUGAUAGCGAAGAGAUGGGGAAACCCAAGUCGUCUGUCAUAGAGCGGGUGUUCGAGACUAUGAUGUACUACAUGAACUAUGACGAUGAAGAAGUGAAGCACAAAACACUCACGGGCCUCGGUUUCCUGUGUAUUCGCAAUUAUGACUUCAUGCUGGGGACGCAAAUCAGAGAGCUGUACCAUCAGCACUUGCUACACAAGGAUUUAUCAUUUCACAAGUGUCAGAAUGUGAACCUGUUGUUACAAGUGUUGAAGAACCUGUUGCUUUACCUGACUGAGGAAGAGAUACGAAUGGCCAAGGCUGAUGCAGCUUGGGCAACGGUGUCACAGACAGAGGAUCUGAAGGAGAUGGGUGACAUCACUUCUGGCAUGGCGAGCACAGUGAUCCAGGUCUACCUGAAGCAGCUACUAGAGGCAUACUAUCACCCGCACAACUCCGUGCGCAUGGCAGUGCUACAGGUGCUGGCCCUCGUCCUCCGCCAGGGACUCGUCCAUCCCGUACAGUGUGUGCCAUAUCUUGUGUGCAUGUCGACUGACAGCGAACCAUCGAUCCGCAUCAAGGCCGAUCAGCAGCUGCAGGAGAUCGACAAGAAAUACGCCGGCUUCAUUCACAUGAAGGCCGUUGCCGGGGUGAAGGAGUCGCUGCGUCUUCAGACCAUCCUCCAGCAUCAGGAGCGCGGUGAGGAGGAGCCGGUGCGCGGCAUUCGAGAGGACGACAACGCACAGCUCGUAUCGCUCAACGCGUUCCUGUACACGCUCGUGCGCAGCAGCCGCGCCCACCGCCGCGCCUUCAUCAUGUCCCUGCUCAAGCAGUUUGAUGAGAUGCUGCGAGUGCCGCUGAGCCAGCUACUCUACCUGGCAGACAAUCUGUCGCACUUCCCCUACCAGAACCAGGACGAGGCUUUGUUCGUCAUCCACCACAUAGAGCUCAUAUCUUCCGUGUCCGGAUCAAACGUGCUGCAGUCUUUCCGCGAGGUACUGUUUCCUGGCAUGUCGGAGAAUCUGGUGACCCAGGCUCACGUUGAGGAAGCUGAGGAAAAGCCGGAGGGUCUGAUAGAACGGAUACCGGAAGAUGCGAGUGCGGUGCUGGAUUGCAUCAUGGCAUCCAAGGGCUGCAUGUUGCUGCUUGUUAUUAAAGAAUACUUGAAGGCUACAUAUGGCUUCAGUGAUGGGAAAGUACAUAAAUACUCGCCAACAGAAAAUGUCAAGGUGUUUGAGCGAGUACUCAACAGGAAACAGGGUGUAAAAUUCAACCCAAAACAGGUGCUAGAAACACUGAAGCAAGGUCCUCCUUCGUCUCAUCUGAAUGACGAGGAGAAGGAAGCGAUCAUCCACCAAUUCCUCGACUUUAAGCAUCUGAUGCUGAAGCUGGAUCCAGCAGAAGAUGAUGAUGAAGACUUUGGACCUCAGCCAAAGCCAGUCGUCCCCGGGGAAGCAGGGGACGGUGCUGUCGUGUCGAACAAUGACGCAAACAUCUUAGCUGAGGUGAACCUGGCAGGCCCUAGCGGCGACCCCGGCAGGGGUGGUGGCGGCGGCAGCGGCGUGGCGGGGAUGAGCGGUAGCAGCGGGGCGGACGACGCGGCGCUACGCAUGAUGCCGACAGUCGUGCUCGAGCGCACCAUCGUCACGCUGGACGAGCACGGAGCGGAGAAGCGCGUCGUGCUCAGGCUAGGUGGCGCCGGCGUAGGCGGCGACGCGCAGCCGGACAACCUGCUGAUGGACGACGACAGCCGCAUGACGUCAGAGAGUCCGCGCGAUGACGAGUACGAGCGUGAGGUGCACAAGAAACACAAGAAGCAUAAGAAGCACAAGAAGAAGCAUAAGCACAAGCACAAACGGCGGAGGAUAGAGAGUGAGGAUGAGACGGGCAGUGGUGUGGAGCCCGACGCAGACAGUGACAGUGAUCCUGACUUCAACGGCUGAUGGUCACCUGCAGGCACUUGCUCCGUCACUCACCCCUGUGUGCUACACAGCCAUUCACAUCGUUUUACAAUCAGUAGGAAGGAAGAAAUUUUAGCUAGGGAAGAACAUCCACUUUGUCCCCCCAUUCACUGACUAACCUACACAUGAUUUUGGGCGGGGGGUGGGUGGCGUCGAGUCCCCCCCAAUAUUCGUUGUAAAUAUGCAUUAAUCGUUUUAUGAUGUCAUCCGCAAGUUUAAAUCUGUAUAGAGUGACUGUAAGUAUUUCUAUCGGAGAGAUUCACACACAAGCAUAGGGGCCGUCGUGCGAGGCAACCCUAACCGCCCUUACGGACCAGUACGUAUGAAACAAUAGGCCUGAAUUUCAUCGCGUUGUUAAUAGUGUGUCCAUUCGCUAAUGUAUUUUUGAUGGUUGUUGCUGCGUACCUGGACCACUGCUGAGCAGAGUGGUAUUUAGAAUAUAUAUACUGUAUUAUUGGCAGUUUGAUGUUGUGCGUUCAUAGUCGAUCAGGUCACUUGUACUCGUAGCGUCUGGUGGAAACACGCUAACGAGGCGAGAGGCAGUCCUGCAAGCUAAGCGAAACAAAGCUUUGUAAAUAACAUUUGCCACGGAAAUGGUAGCCAGUCCCCAUCCCCCCGUCACCCUGGUUCUCGAACCAUCAUUCAUUAUAUUUCUUUUCUACCUUGCACCGCGUGCAUCAAGGCUGCAGCCGACUCGAGUCAGCUGGCAAAGCUGUCGAGUUGGCUUGACAGUUUGUAGGUAGUAAGUUUAGCAGUUUAUCCUUUGAUCACCAGACCGUGGUGGUAGUAUGGGACAAAUCUGUGCAACAGUGAUGAGGAGUGGGGGGUGCUCGCUCUGCUUCGCUGUAGUAAAUAUUUGCUUAUAAUAUAUUAAUAUAUAUAUAUAUAUAAUCCAUUAAUAGCGAGUCAGCAGAACUCUGGAGCAGAAAGUGGCCCCUUCUGCACCGCUCCUGUACAAAGCUACUGCAGGGAACCUGUGUGGCUAUGUGUGUGUGUGCGUGUACGCGCGCGCGUAUGUAAAUAUCGUCUCAUAGUUCAUUGUGUAUUAUAUUAUUGAUUCGUGAAUAUUGUUAUGGUUCAGUCGAUCCGUAAAAAAGAUUGCAUUGUUGCUAUGUAAAUGAGUGGAUGGAUGUUACUAAGGUAAACUGAGAGACUUAAAAUGCAUCACACAUAUUUAUGGGUUUAUCUCGAUGUGCAAUGUGUUUGUCGUGCAAGCUACCCCAAGCCGAGGUCCAUCCCUUUCUCCUCUUCUUCUCGUGGUCGAAAUUUCAUCCUUAAUAUGUCAUCUGCACCAGCAAAUGCUGGUGUGUUUAGGCAUGCCUACCGCGUUUGUGAAAACCAAUGCUCGGCAACGACACAUUGGGUUUUGCUAAAGGUAGAAAUGGCCAGAUGGAGGAGAACACAACAUGGGGAGACCUGCACGGGGCAUGUCCUAUUGUUGUGGUCUGUUUAACGAGGCGUUCAUUUUGAAUUUCAUCAUGUAUGUAUCGUUAUUCCAUUAUUUAAAGUCUGUAAAUUACGUUUUCCAUUGCUGUUGUGUGUGCGUGCGUGCGUGUGUGCGUGUGUCAAGCCACUAGUCGAUUCCUGUAACAUCUAGCAGUUUUAUAAUAGCGUCAACAAAAUUUAAAAGUAGAUGGAGUUAGUACGUAUGUGUAGUUCAGAUCUUAUUUUUCAGCAAACGUUUUGUAAGAAAAUUAUAUGGUAUCAGCAGUUCUUAUAUUAAAAGUUAUUUAAAUAUUAA
Priapulus caudatus is the source of this 9486-nucleotide messenger RNA. RefSeq names its product nipped-B-like protein A. Lineage: Eukaryota; Metazoa; Priapulida; Priapulimorpha; Priapulimorphida; Priapulidae. Gene Ontology annotation, biological process: replication-born double-strand break repair via sister chromatid exchange; regulation of gene expression; establishment of mitotic sister chromatid cohesion. The coding region runs from base 156 to 7727 and encodes 2523 amino acids. Gene Ontology annotation, cellular component: Scc2-Scc4 cohesin loading complex. The record is from RefSeq and is a predicted model, not a curated record. The transcript has 58 exons. Gene Ontology annotation, molecular function: chromatin binding.